GUCAGCUCGAUUGGCAACAAAAAAAACGACCCUUGCUCCGCCCAUUUCUCCCAGUUCGAAGGAAAUGCUAGCCACAAUGUGAUACAACACGGCCGGGGCGCUGUACACUAACGGUGGCUCUCUUGCACAGAAUUGCCAAACGAAAGCGUUUGUGGCGUGCACAAUCGCUGUGCAACAAGGCGAACUGAACGAGGAUUGAGUGCUAAACGCCAUGCAAUGAAGACGGACACAUCGUUGAGGGUCCUUUUGCAUGCUGUAAAGCCCAUGGACACAUACAAACAGUAGAAGUGUCUGUGCAGGCGUGCAGGCCAGGCCUCCUAGCCCAGCGGAGCUGUCUCUGUGUGUGAGCAGCAGGGGUGGACCAGCUCCCCGGGGCCUCUAUGUGAGUCUGGCCUGGUGAUGAGGUCCAACAUGUGGCGGCGGCUGGCGCUGGUGCUGAUCCUGGCGUGGGCCCUCCUCUUCCUGGCGCUCCUCUCCUACUUCCUGGAUGCCCGCGUCGACGAACCAAUGGCCUCCGCCGGCUCCUCGCUCUCCAUGCACCCCGACACCCGCCGCCUGUCGUCCAUCCAGGCCUCCCACCACCACCACCAUCAGCAGCAGCAGCAGGCGGUCACGGGUUCGAGACCCAACCCGACGGCCAUGCGCGCCCUGGAGCCGGAGCCGGAGCCCCCCGCCGCCACCGCCUCGCCGGCCCCGCGCUCCGGCCUGGAGGCGGGCCAGAACCCGAGCGGCGGCCCCUACGCCAUGUACGCCAGCCAGGAGGCCAACCGGGGCGUGGACUACCUGGACCCCCAGAGCCUGGCCGCCUGGUCCUCCUUCGGCACGGAGAACGUGGGCUCCCAGUCCUACCCGGGCACCCACAGCCGCGAGAGGACGCCCAGCGGACCCCCGGAGAGCCGCGGGCGAGGCGUCGAGGAGGCGGAGGAGGCGGAGGAGGCGGAGGAGGUGGGGCAGGAGGAGCAGGAGCAGGAGCAAGAGCAAGAGCAAGAGCAGGAGGAGGCGGAUGACCGAAAGAGGAACAGGCCCGGGGGGGACUCGACAGACCCGGAGGAGUACUACUUCCUCAAGUUCGGCUCUGUGGUGCAGCGGUUGUGGCGGGGUCGCGUGUCGCCCGGCAUGCUGAGUCCGCGGCUGCAGCGCGCCAUGAAGGACUACCUCAGCGCCAACAAGCACCACGUGGCCUUCAAGGGCCAGCGCAGGCUGGGCCAGAGCCCCAAGGAGCUGCUGUGCGAGCUGAAGGCGCAGGCCCGGCUCUGGACGCUGGACGGCUCGGAGCAGCCCUUCUCGUCGCUGGGCUGGGCCCGCCUGGUGCCCGAGCUCAGCCUGGAGCAGCUCUACCGACGGCCGGGCGUCGGUGGCUUCAAGACCUGCGCCGUGGUCACCUCGGCCGGGGCCAUCCUGCACUCGGGGCUCGGCAAGGAGAUCGACAGCCACGACGCCGUGCUGCGCUUCAACGCGGCUCCGACGGAGGGCUUUGAGAAGGACGUGGGAAACAAGACCACCAUUCGCAUCAUUAACUCGCAGAUCCUGGCCAAUCCUAAGCAUCAGUUCGAAAGCAGUUCUCUGUACAAGAAUGUAACUCUGGUGGCAUGGGACCCUGCACCUUACACCAUCAACUUACACAUGUGGUACGCCAGCCCUGACUACAACCUCUUUGGGCCCUACGUGAAGCGCCGGAGGCAGCAACCCCGGCAGCCCUUCUACGUCCUCCACCCCAGCUACGUGUGGCGACUGUGGGAUGUGAUCCAGGGCAACACGCAGGAGAGCAUCCAGCCCAAUCCGCCCUCGUCGGGCUUCAUAGGAACCCUCCUGAUGAUGGCGCUGUGCGAGCAGGUCCACGUGUACGAGUACAUCCCGUCUUUGCGGCAGACGGACCUGUGUCACUACCACGAGCACUACUACGACGCGGCGUGCACGCUGGGCGCCUACCACCCGCUGCUGUUCGAGAAGAGCCUGAUCCAGCGCAUCAACACGGGGCCCGAGGCCGACCUCAAGCAGAAAGGCCGGGUCACGCUCCCGGGCCUUGGCUCCGUCAACUGUGAAGGCUGAACCCUUCCGCAUUCCGCGUCUGAGGACGACCAAUACCACAAUGAUGUGCUACAAACGCCCACACACACACACACACGCGCGCGCACACACACACACACACACACACACACACACACACACACACACACACACACACACGCACACGCACAAACACACACACAUCCCCCCCCUCCCCCCCACCACCCCGUUGGCUGACAAGGGGGAGGAGUGCAAUAAUGCCACAGGAGAUAAGGGGUUCGUCGGUGAUGGAGGGUGGGGGGGGGGCUGGAACACAAGGAAAUAUAUACAGUAUACAGAAGAUCAGACCCAUGAUGAACAAUAAGCCAUAACCCCGUAAAGGUGGGAUCAACUUUGGGGCAUUGGGAGAAGACGUCAUCUCCGUCUCCUUAACCCGGCGUGUCAGGUGUUUUUGUGUGUUUUGAAGCGACAGGCGGUUGCACCACUGUUCCAAACGGACUUCCUGCUUUAGCUGAGCCAUGUUAGCAGUGGAGCUGACGCGGGUAGCAAUAGGUCCAUGUUUUUAGGUCGUCGGUGUCUGGGUGUGAUUUGAGUAUUGUGAACUCUUGUGUCGGUCGACACAUCUUUUGGGUGGUCACCCACUUGGUCUAUCGGAGGGAGAAAGAAAGAAAUAUCACUGUAAUGUCGGUGAUUACUUUUUUUUUUAUAUUAGUCCACGGAGUUGUGGACAUCUUACGACUGCGGUGGUCUGCACUGAAUGUCAUUCUCUCUGACGCACACGCGCGCGCACCUGUGCGCACGCUCAGCUCAGCUUCAUUUAGAAGCUGUACAUCAGACAUACAUGAGUGUAUAGGUCAUCAGUAUUAUUGUUUAACAGGCUGGAUGUACAUUUUACGCACGACAUUAAUAUUUGUAUUUUGACCUUUCUUCAAAAUAUCCUGUCAAGCCAGAAAGCGGUUUCAAUUUUUUUGGGAGUCAAAUAUCAGGGUUUUCUUCUUGGUAUUGUUCUCAUCAAUCAGAAUUGAAAACACAUGGCUGUGCCUGUGUUUUAAGGCACGGACAUGUUUUAAUCUGCAUGACAUGACAACACACCCAGGCACACGCACGCCAACUGGCAAUGGGAUUGUCCCUCCUAGCACUUGAAGGGCGACAUCUGAAUCGAUCCCAAACGGGUUUGUCGGAGAGGCAGUCUGAGAACCCAGUGCCUGGUUGUCUACAGAACACAACCCUGGAGAAACAUGCAGUAUCCACCCAUUCUUAGUGCUCCUGUCGAAGCCAGCGGUGUGCACUGUGCCACACAAUACGGCGCAUAUCAGCCCGUAUUAGAAGGCCAGACGGUCUUCUUCCCAUUGAAUGUAACGAUAAACCUUACAUAAUUGUCAUAUCUGCUUGGUGAGAGCGCUGCUGAAAUCGUGUCGGUCUGAACACGCGAUUCACUGAACGUGUUUAGCUCUCGUGCGUCGUGUGCGACGGCACGGCCUCCGUCCCUUUCCGCCGAGUACGUACAGCCUACUCAUAUGUCCUGAAUCCCCCCUCCACGUCAAUUUUGAUUUGUUCUUUGUUCUGUGAUCCGCGUAAGCCCCGCCCUAGCUAGAUGGCGAACCUGUGGAACUCAUGGCGCAGAUAUCCACAGCAGCCGGGGUCACCGGGUCAGGGUCUUGCCGUGCGUACGCAGCGAGAGCGCCGGAGCGCCUUUAAGCUAGCACAGAUAUAUUGGCGGAGCAGCGGCCCAGCCUAAAGUGUUUGUAAAUGUCACGGGAACGGUGUUCAUCUGUGGGCGGGAAAUAUCACCCGUAUUCCUCGAUUGAAUUUUGGUGAAGUGCAUUCUCUUCUAAAGAGGAGUCACUGUGUGCCAUAAUGGUGUGUGUGUGGUAGAUCCAAAUGUGCUCAAAAGUACGUCCUUGUUUUUGUUUUUUAACUCUUGUCCGGGUCCGCCUGGAAUAGUUAAGCUUUUGUAAAAAAAAAAAGAAUAAGAAAAAAGAGUUGUCUUUGUUUGUUGGCAAUCAUGGUGCCUAGCAUUGUUCUGUGUCAACUGGUUUUAAUACGACUAUACGGCACCUGUUGAAAGGAGCUGGCCAGAUAUUGAAAUUGUUUUAGAUGACAAAUCUCUGGCUUGUGUUUGUGUAAAAUAAUUAUUUCAUUAAGCUUGUGGUAAUGCAAUAUGAUAUGGAGUCGGUUGACUUUUUUUUCCAUUUUUGCCCCAGCUUUUCCUUAUUGGUCGUGCAAAGAAAAUCAGUGAAUUUGUUGAUUUUAUUGUACAAAAAGGUAACGGAUAACAUUUUAAAUAUAAUGUACAUAAAUCCAUUUCGUUUUUUUUUUAUUCUAAUCUUUGUUUUUAAACGUUCCGAUGCACAGAGCAUGUAAAUCUGAGUGUGGACUGAAAGUCUUAUACGGUGUGUGUGGGUGAUUUAUUAUUAUCCUUUUUUUCCAGGGGUUUUGCCAUUACCAGUGCAUGUGUGUGUGGAUAGGUUGGUCGUCUUUGCAGCUAUUGCCUUUGCCCUGGAAGCACUCAAAGACAUGCUGUGCCCUAUAGCAGAUACGAUGCGUUUGACCAAAUGGUGCCAAAUGUAAAAUCUUUAUUGAUGCGUUGAUGGCAGGCAAGGGGGCACUCCUUAAGGAGCUGGAGCUUCUUGUUGCCGGCCGGAUUCGAUUUUGAAUUGAUUUACCCUAAAAAAAGAAAUACAUGAAAUAGAAAGCUCUGUGAGGUGUGGGAUCUCCCUCUUGCUAUUGAACGAGGUGCACCGUGCCUAAACCUGCCAACAAGGCCCUUUUGGGCUCGGAAGCUUGUGGAUCAGUAUUGCUCUCUCUCUUUUCAAUGGGCCUCCAUGACGUCUCCAUGUCACGUUCUGUGGCCGGUGCUGCUGGUUCCAACCCUUCCCCGCCCCCCUAACUGUUACAGGAGGAGGAGAGGACAAGAAGCACCCGGACACAAUGCUGGUCUCAAACUCUCUUCGGCCUUUGAAAAAAAGAAAGCCACCACGACCCGUCACUGAAGUCCCCCUUUCUUAAACUUGAAUGAAUAUUUAAAUAACCGACUGUUUAAAUGAUGAUCAGCUUUUCUUUUGUUUGUUUUUUACCAUUCAAAUAAAGAUGUUGUAAAUGUAGAA
Molecule: messenger RNA, 5114 nt
Organism: Gadus macrocephalus (Pacific cod)
Lineage: Eukaryota; Metazoa; Chordata; Actinopteri; Gadiformes; Gadidae
Gene: st6gal2a
Product: ST6 beta-galactosamide alpha-2,6-sialyltranferase 2a
Exons: 7
Coding region: 400-2049 (549 amino acids)
Molecular function (GO): sialyltransferase activity
Source: RefSeq, a predicted model, not a curated record